Colletotrichum navitas is the source of this 813-nucleotide messenger RNA. RefSeq lists its product as uncharacterized. The record is from RefSeq and is a predicted model, not a curated record. Lineage: Eukaryota; Fungi; Ascomycota; Sordariomycetes; Glomerellales; Glomerellaceae. The transcript has a single exon. Bases 93 to 680 code for a protein of 195 amino acids.
UCUGACGGAGGUCGAUAUUAGGGGGGGGAGGGGUCGAUCACCGCAGUCAUUGGUGCGGUCAUGAUGACGCCUGGUCCGCACUUGGCCCCGACAUGCCGGCGAUGAAGACUUUCAGAGGGCAUGCGACGCCAAUGGAAGCCCGAGAUGCCUUUGAGAGAGCUGCCUAUAGACGAUAUCCUGGACGCUCGAAGGAGGACGGCCGGCCCAUUGGUAACCAUCGUCGACUGGCCCUGCUGACUGGCAGCAACGGGGUUCACAUUUGUCUCGAACGACCCAGGAUGCUGCCAGCGCACCCCGUCUUCCCCGCAACCCAAGCUCGGGGAUGCGAAUUGGAGGGGAAGAGGGGGCGUGGACAGGGACCGGCUGAAUUGGACGGGCGUGACAGAAUGAAUCGCGGGCAGCAGGCAGCAAGAUGUGGCGUCUCAUCCGAUGAGCCGGGAGCGUCGAAACGCGCGAUGCCAUGCAAGGGCCGAAACAGUGGUGCUGUGUUCCCACCGUAUAAACUACAAACCGGAGAGAGAGAGAGUGGGUGUGAAUGGGCAAUCCCACUCGGUGGUCUAUGCUGUCGACCAGAUCCGUCGUGGUCCCUUGACAGGAUACUCGCCGCGAUGGUUGGAGGAAUGCGUCUCCUGGAUGACCUUGAUAGACCAAGCAGCAGCAGCCGCAUCGCCAGAUACUGACCUGAUGCCGUAACACCGAGUGCCGGUGGCAGCUGGACCGGUCACGAUCCGCCGCCAAGCCGGGGAAGAGGCCGUCACUGAGUCGUUGGUGUUCGUUGUAACCCUAUGCGUAGAGCAUUCCAAACCAGCCGCC